AUGUCAUUUGGCGGGCAGACGCCCACGAUCAUCGUCCUAAAAGAAGGCACCGACCAAUCGCAAGGCCGAGGACAGAUCAUAUCAAACAUCAACGCAUGCUUAGCUGUACAGUCAACAAUCAAAACCACACUCGGCCCGUACGGCGGUGACCUGUUGCUCGUCGACGAGAAUGGCAAGCAAACGAUCACGAACGACGGCGCGACUGUCAUGAAAUUGCUGGACAUAGUACACCCUGCGGCGCGGAUCCUUACAGACAUUGCACGAUCACAGGAUGCCGAAGUGGGCGACGGCACGACUUCGGUGGUGGUGCUGGCGGGUGAGAUACUAAAAGAGAUCAAAGAGCAUGUCGACCAAGGCGUGAGCAGUCAGAUCAUCAUCAAGGGUCUACGGAGAGCAAGCACGAUGGCCGUCAACAAGAUUAAGGAGAUUGCUGUGGACACGAACGAAGGCAACCAGAGGGAGACACUGAGGAAGCUGGCGGCGACGGCGAUGAGCAGUAAGCUGAUACAUCGCAACGCCGACUUCUUCACCAAGAUGGUCGUUGACGCCGUGCUCUCACUCGACCAAGACGACCUCAACGAGAAGCUGAUCGGUAUCAAGAAGAUUACAGGUGGCGCCCUCCAAGACUCGCUCUCCGUCAAUGGCGUAGCUUUCAAGAAGACCUUUGCUUAUGCAGGCUUUGAGCAACAACCGAAAUCGUUCAAAGAUCCUUCCAUUGUCUGCCUGAACGUCGAGCUAGAACUCAAGUCUGAGAAAGACAACGCCGAAGUCCGCGUAGAGCAGGUGUCCGAGUAUCAAGCAAUUGUCGACGCCGAGUGGCGCAUCAUUUACGACAAGAUGGAGGCACUUUUCAAAACGGGCGCCAAAGUUGUCCUCUCGAAGCUUCCCAUCGGCGAUUUGGCCACACAGUACUUUGCUGACCGUGACAUCUUCUGCGCUGGACGUGUCGCAUCCGAGGAUCUAGAACGUGUCUGCCAAGCCACGGGCGCCAGCAUACAGUCUACCUGCUCUGACAUCAGAGAACAACAUCUUGGCACCUGCGAACGCUUCGAGGAGCGGCAAAUAGGUGGCGAGCGCUACAACUUCUUCGAGGGAUGUCCGAAAGCCAAGACCUGCACGCUGGUGCUGCGAGGUGGCGCGGAGCAAUUCAUUGCGGAAGUCGAGCGAUCAUUACACGACGCCAUUAUGAUCGUAAGACGUGCCAUCAAGAACACCACGAUCGUAGCCGGAGGCGGCGCAUGCGAGAUGGAGGUUUCCGCAUACCUCCACAACUUCGCGGACAAGAACGUCCCGCACAAGCAGCAAUCAAUCAUCAAGGCUUUCGCCAAGGCGCUAGAAGUCAUUCCUCGUCAGCUAUGCGACAAUGCGGGCUUCGACGCAACCGACAUACUCAACCGGCUGCGGGUUGAGCAUCGGAAAGGCAACAUCUGGGCCGGAGUGGAUUUUGACCACGAAAGCGUCAGAGACAACCUCGAGGCGUUUGUGUGGGAGCCAGCGCUCGUCAAGAUCAAUGCGAUACAAGCGGCGACUGAGGCGAGUUGUUUAAUCUUGUCCGUAGAUGAGACGAUCAAGAAUCAGGAAAGCCAGCAGCCGCAGGCACCGCAGAGAGGGCUACCUCCUGGCGCGGCGCAGCGGGCUAUGAGAGGGAGAGGUAGAGGAAUGCCGAUGAGAGGGCGGUAG
This is a messenger RNA of Baudoinia panamericana UAMH 10762, 1680 nucleotides long. RefSeq lists its product as uncharacterized. NCBI's taxonomy places the organism in Eukaryota, Fungi, Ascomycota, Dothideomycetes, Mycosphaerellales, Teratosphaeriaceae. The transcript is spliced from 3 exons. Gene Ontology annotation, cellular component: chaperonin-containing T-complex. The record is from RefSeq and is a predicted model, not a curated record. Gene Ontology annotation, molecular function: ATP binding; ATP-dependent protein folding chaperone; ATP hydrolysis activity. Bases 1 to 1680 code for a protein of 559 amino acids. Gene Ontology annotation, biological process: protein folding.